CCACCAACAUGGACAACAACGAUCCAAUAACCCUGUUCUUUCCAGGGGAAUCCUCAGUCGACCUAUACGCUGUCCUGAAUUUGAAAGAAGAUGCCAGUCCAGAUUCUAUAAAGAAAGCUUACCGUCGUCUCGCCCUUGUCUACCAUCCAGACAAACAUGCCACAGCGGCUGAGCAGGCCAAGGCAGACGCGUCGACCAAAUUCCAGCAAAUUGGUUUUGCUUACGCUGUUCUUAGCGAUGAAAAGAGAAAAACACGCUACGAUAGGACUGGAGAGACAAAUGAGGGUUUUGAACUGGGUUCAGGUGACGAUGGGUGGGAGACGUACUUCCAAGAUUUGUUCGACGGUGUCACUCGCGGCAAACUUGACCAAAUGAAGAAAGAGUACCAAGGCUCUACAGAAGAAGUUGAGGACUUGAAAUCGGCCUAUCUUGAAACGAACGGCUCUAUUGCAGAUAUAAUGACUUACAUUCCGCAUUCGACUUACGAGGAUGAGGAUAGGCUCACUAUCACCAUUUCCUCCUUAAUAUCCCAAGGCGAACUAAAAACAACGCCCGCUUGGGAGACAGGUGUGAAGGAUCAGAGGGCCAAAUUGGCGCGUAUGAAGAAGGGUGAGAGGGAAGCAAAGGAAGCGGAGAAGCUCGCGAAGGAGCUAGGUGUUUGGGAUGAAUUUUAUGGGAGUGGGAAAGCCACGGACCGCAAAAAGGCGAAAGAGAAAGGCAAGGGGAAGGGGCAGGGCGAGGAUGCAGAACACAAUGAUGAAUCCGCCCUUCAAGCCCUCAUUUUGAAGAAGAAUAAGAAGAAUAUGGACGGCUUUUUCGACAGUCUAGCAGCGAAAUAUUCUGAACCUAAAGCAACAUCCCGGGAAAAGGGGAAGAAGAGAGCGCACAGCGCGGCUGAUGAUGGAGAGCCACCAAACAAAAAAUCUCGGCGUGGCGUUCCACCUCCUCCAGAGAUCGACGAUGCGGAGUUUGCGGAAUUACAAGCAAAACUCUUUGGUGGGAAGCGGAAGGUCGAUAUCCCUGAAGCAAAUGGGAGGAUCAAGCGAAAGGGGAGGAAAGCGAAAUGAUGAUUUUUUAAAUCUGCACUUUUCUAUGAAACCCCCUUUUGUAUUCUUACUCGUAAUUCCACUGAAUGCUAGAUGUAU
Messenger RNA from Laccaria bicolor S238N-H82, 1145 nucleotides. RefSeq lists its product as uncharacterized. Gene Ontology annotation, cellular component: cytoplasm; nucleus. The record is from RefSeq and is a predicted model, not a curated record. The coding region runs from base 9 to 1067 and encodes 352 amino acids. Gene Ontology annotation, molecular function: heat shock protein binding. Lineage: Eukaryota; Fungi; Basidiomycota; Agaricomycetes; Agaricales; Hydnangiaceae. The transcript has 2 exons.